UUUGACUUCUCGUGACGUGUUGUUGUAAAACAACGUAAAGAAAAGAUAAAAAAAUGUAAUUGGAAAAACAGCCAACAAUUGACAUUCCAUAACGCACUUAAGCCAAAAAUAAAAUGAUUAAUAAUUCAGUAGAAUGUUCGUGAAAAAUUGCUAGUUAUAAUUGAAUUACAAAGGAAAAGGUCAGAAAUAACAUAUAGUUAAGUUUAAGGAUAAAACCAAAGUGAAUGAAAAUGAAAUUUAAAGAAAAUAUGGCCAGAAAUAAACAUUCAGUAUGGUGGUUGCUUAUACUAUUGAUGAUAACAACUUUAAGUAUUUUCACGGUUACCAUAAGGGCUGAAGAGGCCCAACCAGUACCUGCAGUAGCAGUAACAAACAAUGAGAAUACCUCCAAAGGAGCUGUGGAAUUUGUCAAGUCCGAACAGAACGCAGCAGAAAACAAAGAUUUAAGUGGCAAAUCUAGCAAUAUUGGGUCUGAAGUAACGGGAACGUUAAAUAUUACUAAUGCUAAUAUUAACAAUACUAAUGGCAACAAUGUAAAUAAUUCAAGUUUGACCUCGACGGGAAAUAUUACGGCGAGCUCUACCACAACUACCACGCAAGCAGCCCUCAUUAACGCUACUUCUACUACAGAAAAUGCUACCAAAGUUGCAACGGAACCACCUUUACCUGAUCAUCAUGCAGUGGAACAGGAACACAACUCCUCCUUAUCAUUGUUUUUUGUUAUUUGUGUUAUAAUGUUGGGCAUUUUGUUAAUACAUUCCAUGUUACAAACUGGUUUCCAAUAUUUACCCGAAAGUAUUGUGGUUGUAUUUUUGGGCGCCUUAAUUGGUCUCUUGUUGAAGGUGAUGUCGGGAGAGAAUGCCAGCUGGAAGAGAGAGGAAGUAUUUUCACCUACUGGUUUCUUUUUGGUUUUGCUACCACCCAUCAUCUUUGAAUCUGGUUAUAAUUUACAUAAGGGUAACUUUUUCCAAAAUAUUGGCUCCAUAUUGGUGUUUGCCAUUGUGGGCACUACGAUAUCGGCUUUGGUCAUUGGAGCGGGUAUAUAUUUGUUGGGUUUGGCAGAGGUUGCUUAUCGUCUCAACUUUUCCGAAUCGUUUGCCUUUGGCUCUCUAAUCUCUGCCGUCGAUCCAGUUGCCACAGUAGCCAUUUUUCAUGCUCUCGAUGUGGAUCCCAUACUUAACAUGUUGGUAUUUGGUGAGAGUAUAUUGAACGAUGCCAUAUCUAUUGUUUUAACAACCACCGUCACCCAAUCAGCAAAUAGUCCGGCCUAUGCCAAAAUGUCAACAGGUGAGGCUAUAUUCUCGGCAUUGAAAACAUUUUCCGAAAUGUUUUUCGCUUCGGCCGGUAUAGGUGUAGUAUUUGCAUUGAUCUCCGCGUUAUUAUUAAAACAUGUAGACUUAAGAAAACAUCCAUCAUUGGAAUUUGCCAUAAUGUUAAUGUUCACCUAUGGCCCUUAUGUAUUGGCUGAGGGCAUCCAUUUGAGUGGCAUAAUGGCCAUAUUGUUUUGCGGCAUUGUCAUGUCGCACUAUACACAUUUCAAUCUGUCCACCAUCACACAAAUAACCAUGCAACAAACAAUGCGUACUUUGGCUUUUAUAGCAGAAACUUGUGUCUUUGCCUAUCUGGGCUUGGCGAUAUUCUCUUUUAAACAUCAAGUGGAAUUAUCAUUUGUUAUAUGGUCCAUAGUUUUGUGUCUUAUUGGUAGAGCUUGUAAUAUCUUUCCUUUGGCUUAUUUGGUUAAUAAAUUUCGAGAGCAUAAAAUCACCAAUAAAAUGCAAUUUAUUAUGUGGUUUUCUGGUCUAAGAGGGGCCAUUUCAUAUGCUUUGUCUUUGCAUUUAGAUUUGUCUAGUGAUGAGACUAGACAUGUUAUUAUAACUACUACCUUGAUUAUUGUGUUAUUUACAACGCUAUUCUUUGGUGGUUCUACUAUGCCUUUGUUGAAAUACCUAAAACCAGGCAAAAAAUCGCGUAGAUCACGUAGUUCUCGCACUGGCUCGUCUUCAUCAACGGCCAGCCGCCAAAGAAGUAAUUCACGCAAACGUAAAUCAAUUUCUUUGUCGAAGACAAGAGAAUGGGGUCAAGCUAUAGAUUCAGAGCAUUUAUCCGAACUCACGGAAGAGGAAGAUGUUUCUUUUGCCCAGACCCGUAUUGCCGGUUUUGGCCGCUUAGAUCGUAAAUAUUUUAUACCCUUCUUUACGCGCCGUUUCAAUAGCCAAGAGCUGCAUGAGUGUAAAUCCCAAAUGGCUGACUUAACCAAUAAAUGGUAUCAGGCUAUACGUGUUAGUCCCUUGGAUUCGGAUGAAUCUGAUGAAGAAAUGGGUUUGUCGGCAAGUACCAGCCAAAGUACCUUAAAUGCGCGCACCUAAGUUAUUGCUAUUUUGAAUUAAUUUGUAAUAUAUGAGUAAAUUAAAAGAAUUUAUUAGUUGCUUUUGUAAAUGGAAGGAUCUAUAUUAUUGCCAAAGGUUUAGUGGAAGAGUUUUUUUUUCUUUUGAAGUCCAAGUGUAGUUAGCAAAUUGUUUUUAAAUAUGAAUAAUAUAAUUUUCCCAAGUAUUAAAUGUACUUUAGCGCUGUGAAAGUGUCAUCGAUAUCAUAAAAGUGGUAAUUUCAAUAUGUGUAUAUUUAAAUAAACUAUAAGCUUGUAGACUAUAUAAUUUGCUACAGUAUUAAUUAAGUUAUUUAGGGUGUGUGGGUUUUAGUAUUAUUUUAGGUUUUAUUACACGUAUAGUUUGUGUGUUAUAGCAAUCCUUGAAAAUAGCACGAUCAGAAUUUUUAAAUGUACGCUGUAAAGUUAUUGCAUUCUAAUGGUUACAAAUAAAAAUUUCAACUUUUUAGAAUUUUUGGGAGAAACUAAAAUCUGCUCAAUAAAAACUUGAUUAAGAGGAAACAUUUUUAUUUUAAAAACAAAACAUCAUCAUUUACAUAAUUUAUAAUAUUUUCAAAUACCUUUAGAUCAUUUAAAUAGUUUUCAAAUUUGUUUCACGAUCUCCCUAAAAGUUAAAUAUUGGCUUAAUAAACAUAAUUGCUAACAAUUUAUUCAAAUUAAUUAUGAACAAAUUAAUUGAUGGAUGUUUAAAAACCGAUCUUAGAAAUCACGACAUAGUAUACUUUAAUUACAUUAAAAUCAAUCAUAUUACCAAGUAAUAUAAACGAACAGGCAUUCGAGACUUUUAAGUUAACAGUAAAUAUAUUUAAAAAUUUGUAUUAGACACAAGUGAGUACUAAAAUUCUGUAAUCCUGCAUGUUUGAUAAUUUCAGAGUUGUAUUUUAAGCAAAAAAUUAUUAAAAUAAAAGUAAAAUAAAAUAACUAAACUAUGACCUAUUUAAUAAUAAAACGAAACAAAAUUAAAAUAAUUGAAACUCAUCUAAUAAUUAAUUUAAAAUCGAAGAGGUUAUUUAAAGUCAGAUUUGAAUUCACAUUUCGAUCAUUUUUGAAUAGAAUUAUGAAGUAAUACGAUGUGGUCUAUCUAAUACAAUGUUUAGAUGAUAAAGUUUGUAUGGUUAAACGUUUAGUAUAGGUCAGAAAAGAAUCAUAUAGUAUACCUCAGAUUUGAAUAUUUACCCCAAUUUUCAAUAUAUCUAGUUAUGUUUGUACCCUUCAGCAAGAGUUGCAAGGGUGUAUAUAGGUUUGCAAUUUCCACACUUAUCAUUUGCGACACCAUAAAGUAUAUAUAUUCUGAAUCGUUAUAGAUAGCGGAGCCGAUUACCAUGUCCGUCUGUAUGUUGAAAUCAACUUUCCUGAGCCACAAAUAAUUUACAUACUAUAUGAUUGAUACAGCAAUAUAUUCGCUAUAGUCCAAGAUUAGGUUCCUAUUUAAAAUGGAAAACAUCGGCCCAAAAAUGGCUGACAUAUAAACAAAAAACCGCGAUAUUUUCACCAACAUUUUUUUGUUCCACUAAAUUUUUUUCAUAACAUUUUUUUACAACAAAUUGAAUAUUACUUAUUUGUAAUUACAUAAAUUCCAUAAAUGAAAUAGAAAUCUGCAAUUCAUAUUGAAAAUCAACUUUUGCCACCGGUAUUUGAAAUAAUAUCGGUAAUGGAAUGCCGUUGCCGCAAUUCUGGUAAUAAAACAAUAAAAUUUUCAAAAUUUCGAAAAUAAUAUAAGGUUUGUUAAAUUUAUAUUAUUUGUUAAAACCAAAACGGCUGUAAUAACCACCAUAUAUUGAGGAAAAAGAUUUUUAUACCCGUAUUUUAAUAAGCCUAGAGUUUUGGCUAACGGUUGCCAUUUUGAAAUCGUAUUUAAUACUUUCGACAAAAAAAGUUUUGGAAACAUUUUUGAAUGAUUUAAAUGAUAAAAAUUUUCAAAACAACAUUGUCCAGCUGUAAAAUCUCUAUAAUCACAAACUCGCUUCAUAUAUAUUUUUAAAUUUUUUUAUAUAUUGUAAAAUAACUGAGUACCUUGCCCAGCUCGGCAAAACACUUCAUUCAUAAACUCGCAUUAUUUGUUUUUUUUUUUACAAAUAUUUAUCAGUAUUUAAGUUAAUAACAAUUUUCAUUCUAUAGCUUAAGUUUUUAAAACAGCCAUUUAAAAAUUUAAGGCUAUAUUUAUGAAAACAUUUACAAUUUAUUAGAAAAAUAAACAUAUUAUUAAUAACAUUAAUUUUAGUCUUAUUCAUUUGCAUAAUUUAUUAAAUAAAAUAUAUUUUUGUGUAACUAUUUUUAAUUAAAAAUUGGAAAAGUUAUAUGUAUGUAAUUGUAAACCAAAAAUUGAAUAUAAUUUGAUAAAUAUAAUAUUAAUAAUUAUUUACAUUAAAAUUAAUGCCACAAUUGAAGGGUAUACAUUAAAAAUUAUACACAACAUAUUGUAAUAUAUUAAAAAAAAAAACUUUUAAAUAAUAAAAUAAAUUUAAUUAUUAAUGUGAUAAUACAUAAAAAAUCAAAAUAUAA
Molecule: messenger RNA, 4885 nt
Organism: Calliphora vicina (urban bluebottle blowfly)
Lineage: Eukaryota; Metazoa; Arthropoda; Insecta; Diptera; Calliphoridae
Gene: Nhe1
Product: Na[+]/H[+] hydrogen exchanger 1
Exons: 2
Coding region: 225-2366 (713 amino acids)
Biological process (GO): regulation of intracellular pH; sodium ion transport; proton transmembrane transport
Cellular component (GO): membrane
Molecular function (GO): sodium:proton antiporter activity; potassium:proton antiporter activity
Source: RefSeq, a predicted model, not a curated record